UUUAUUUUAUUUUUUCCGUGAAUUCAAAUAAAAAUAUUCAAUAUCUGCUCUCUCCCCCGUCUUUUCCUGCGCCUGUCCUCAGUUUCCCGACCACACACAUCGCCACCACCACUACCCUUCCCACCGCCGCCGCUUCACUUCCCCUGCCGCCGCCGUCACCAUUUCUUCUUCCAUGGGCAAGCACAAAACCCCGCGCCGGAGUCUCGACUCCUACUCCGUCAAGCACAUCAACAAGACCGUUAAACCCGGCGACUGCGUGAUGAUGCGCCCGGCGGACAACUCGAACUCGUCCUACGUGGCGAAGAUCGAGCAGAUCGAGUCGGACAGCCGGGGCGCCAACGUGAAGGUACACGUGAGGUGGUACUACCGGCCGGAGGAAUCGAUUGGCGGGCGCCGGCAGUUCCACGGCUCCAAGGAAGUGUUCCUCUCCGAUCACCGUGAUAUUCAGAGCGCGGAUUCUAUUGAAGGCAAAUGUACGGUCCACAGCUUCAAGAGCUACGGGAAGCUUGAGGCUGUUGGGGAUGAGGACUUUUUCUGUCGGUUCGAGUAUAAUUCCACCACCGGGGCUUUCAAUCCCGACAGGGUCGCCGUGUAUUGCAAAUGUGAAAUGCCGUAUAAUCCCGAUGACCUUAUGGUGCAGUGUGAAGGCUGCAGCGACUGGUUUCAUCCUGCUUGUAUAGAAAUGACAGCGGAGGAAGCUAAAAGGUUAGACCACUUCUACUGUGAGACCUGCUCAUCCCAAGUCCAAAAGAAGUUGCAGAACUCCCAUGCUGCUACUACUACCCCACCAAGACAAUCAGAUACAAAGGUGGGACCAAAGAGGCGUCGAAGGGGAUAACUAGAGGAACAUAGGAUCGUGCAAUAAGAAACGAAACUGGGGAUGGAAAAUGUGAUCAUUUUCAUCAUCAUUGUCAUCUUCUUCACCGGGUUUAGUUGAUGAUGGCUGAGUGGCAAUCUGUACUCUGUGAGCUGGCUGAGGAUGGCACUGCUUUUUAAUGACCCCCUUUGCUUUGUUGUUGUAUUUAUGUUUAUAUAUGAAUAGAAGAGUAGUAGUUAGUUUUGCCACGAGGUUUCCUGUUUGAAGGUCGAGGACGAACCAACGGGUGGGUUGGUUCGUGUGUCAACUAUCAACACGAGCUUGUUAGACAUGUUGUAUCAUAUAUAGGGUUUGUUCAUUGCUGUUUUGGUGUGUCUACUUGUGACUUCUGACUUGACUGAUGAUGGAAGCUUAAUGUAUGGAAGCCAAGGGUCCGAAUAUCUGCAAUCUUUGCUUUUUGCUGCCAACAAUGGAAGCUGUGAAAAGGAAUUCGCACGGCGAAUUCAUUUCUGGAAGAACAACUAUGCAGAGUGAUUUCUACGCACAAAGAUGGGUUGUAAGAUAUGAUCAAGCGUUAGUUUUAACAAACGAUAUGUGUACAACUAUAGCUAAAUCGGUAGAAUAUAAGAUGGCCGAUUUAACCACGUAAAACCAGCAGGCGAACAUUCCGGCCAUGAGUGGUUAGUAUAGUUUGUGCAUGGUAUGUACUUCUGCAGUAAAUUGUUUGA
Messenger RNA from Linum tenue, 1545 nucleotides. The record is from the annotation of a GenBank genome assembly. NCBI's taxonomy places the organism in Eukaryota, Viridiplantae, Streptophyta, Magnoliopsida, Malpighiales, Linaceae.